This is a messenger RNA of Pipistrellus kuhlii (Kuhl's pipistrelle), 1632 nucleotides long. Its product is annotated as IST1 homolog. Gene Ontology annotation, biological process: protein transport. The transcript is spliced from 9 exons. NCBI's taxonomy places the organism in Eukaryota, Metazoa, Chordata, Mammalia, Chiroptera, Vespertilionidae. The coding region runs from base 373 to 1347 and encodes 324 amino acids. The record is from RefSeq and is a predicted model, not a curated record.
AGUUUAAAGAACGGAUGAACUGAAAGGAGAUUUUUUUUUUUUUAAAGACACUUGCCAAAGACUCGCAUGUCUGUCAGAAACUUCCCGCAGACCUCUCAAACGUUUCAGCAAAACCACUGACGACUGGAAUGAAUUGGAGGAAACUUAACCCCUAUUUGAAUUGCAAGAGUCAUGUCUGUGGUAUUGGUCCACAGAGAGGGAAGGGAAGCCAGGCCAUGACUGAGCAGUCAGGAAUUCAUUCCAGGGGGGGGGGGGGGGGGGGUGUUGAAUGAAUGAAGUGGAUGUUGAGACACUGGAGCUCCCCUGGCACUGAUAAAACUCUCUCUUUCUCUGGGGAACUUGCUCAGAGCUGCGGUGCCUUGUGGGGAAAUCAUGUUCAGCUCUGUCUUCAAAGCUGAUCGACUUCGGGUCAACUUGCAACUGGUUGUCAAUCGGCUGAAACUCCUGGAAAGAAAGAAAACUGAGCAGGCCCAGAAAGCAAGGAAAGAGAUUGCGGACUAUCUGGCUGCUGGGAAAGAUGAACGAGCUCGGAUCCGAGUGGAGCACAUUAUACGGGAAGACUACCUGGUGGAAGCCAUGGAGAUUCUGGAGCUGCACUGUGGCCUGCUGCUGGCCCGGUUUGGCUUGAUCCAGGCCACAAAGGAACUGGAUUCUGGUCUGGCUGAAUCUGUGUCUACACUAAUCUGGGCAGCUCCUAGGCUCCAGUCAGAGGUGCCUGAGCUGAAAAUAGUAUCUAAUCAGCUGUGUGCAAAGUACAGCCAAGAGUAUGGUCAACUGUGCCGAACCGCUGAGAUUGGAACUGUCAGCUCUCGGCUAAUAUGUAAAUUAAAUAUGAACAGUCUACCCCAGGUUUUAGUGGAACAGUAUCUGAUAGAAAUCGCUAAGAGCUAUAAUGUGCCAUAUAAAUCCAAGGCAACCAUUCCGGCUGAAGCCCCGGCAGAUCUGGUUGUUGUUGGAUUUACAGACGAGGUCAAGAAAGAUGCCCCUGACAGCGGAGAGGGAACUGGAACCGGACCUGGUGAUCCAGUCUGGGCAUCACCAACAUCUGCACCGGAGCCUUUACCUGUGCCGACCCCAGCCCCUCGUUUCUCAUCCCUUCCUCCUGAAAGGCAGGACGAUUCCUUUAAGAAUGAUUUGCAUCCUGCGCUGGUUCCUGGUCCAGGAUUCAACCCUCAAACUUCUCCAAAGCCAGCAUCAAGAGCCAAGAUUGGUUUUGAUGACUUCAUGCUGCCUGAUUUGCCUGAUGUAAAACCUCAAGCAAGUCUUUCCAUUGACCCUUAUGAUUCUGAGGAAAUUGAUUUUGAAGAUCUUGACCGGAGACUUGAAAUGCUGAAGAAAACCACAUAAUUCCUUAAUCCUGGAUUGAGUACUUGCCUGGGAAUUAGGACCCUUGGGCACACAUUUUCAUAUGGCCACCGAUGUGUGGGUCUGAAGUUUACUCAUUUACAGUUUCUUCCAUUCCUUACAUUCUAUGGUUCUCUGUCUGUAAUAUGUAUGUCUAUGUCUCUGUGUGCAUAUACAUAUAAUCAAUUAUUCCUGUUCCUUAAAAUUCUAAAAUUCUAUGCAAUUCUAAGAUUCUAUAAUUCUGUUCCUUAAAAUUCUGUAAUUCUUAGGUGAAGAUUCCUGACCUAC